CACCAGCGCAGGUUCGCUUUCCGGCGGUUGCGCCGGGCCGGGGUGCCAGCGCCCGCCUUCCCGUUUCCUCCCGUUCCGCAGCGCGCCCACGGCCUGUGACCCCGGCGACCGCUCCCCAGUGACGAGAGAGCGGGGCCGGGCGCUGCUCCGGCCUGACCUGCGAAGGGACCUCGGUCCAGUCCCCUGUUGCGCCGCGCCCCCUGUCCGUCCGUGCGCAGGGCAGUCAGGGGCCGGUGUCUCGAGCGGUCGAGGUCGCAGACCUAGAGGCGCCCCACAGGCCGGCCCGGGGCGCUGGGAGCGCCGGCCGCGGGCCGGGUGGGGAUGCCUCUGCACGUGAAGUGGCCGUUCCCCGCGGUGCCGCCGCUCACCUGGACCCUGGCCAGCAGCGUCGUCAUGGGCUUGGUGGGCACCUACAGCUGCUUCUGGACUAAGUACAUGAACCACCUGACCGUGCACAACAAGGAGGUGCUGUACGAGCUCAUCGAGAACCGAGGCCCGGCCACGCCCCUCAUCACCGUGUCCAAUCACCAGUCCUGCAUGGACGACCCUCAUCUCUGGGGGAUCCUGAAACUCCGCCACAUCUGGAACCUGAAGUUGAUGCGUUGGACCCCUGCAGCUGCAGACAUCUGCUUCACCAAGGAGCUACACUCCCACUUCUUCAGCUUGGGCAAGUGUGUGCCUGUGUGCCGAGGAGCAGAAUUUUUCCAAGCAGAGAAUGAGGGGAAAGGUGUUCCAGACACAGGCAGGCACAUGCCAGGUGCUGGAAAAAGAAGAGAGAAAGGAGAUGGCGUCUACCAGAAGGGGAUGGACUUCAUUUUGGAGAAGCUCAACCAUGGGGACUGGGUGCAUAUCUUCCCAGAAGGGAAAGUGAACAUGAGUUCCGAAUUCCUGCGUUUCAAGUGGGGAAUCGGGCGCCUGAUUGCUGAGUGUCAUCUCAACCCCAUCAUCCUGCCCCUGUGGCAUGUCGGAAUGAAUGACGUCCUUCCUAACAGUCCGCCCUACUUCCCCCGCUUUGGACAGAAAAUCACCGUGCUGAUCGGGAAGCCCUUCAGUGCCCUGCCUGUACUCGAGCGGCUCCGGGCGGAGAACAAGUCGGCUGUGGAGAUGCGGAAAGCCCUGACGGACUUCAUUCAAGAGGAAUUCCAGCGUCUGAAGACUCAGGCAGAGCAGCUCCACAACCACCUCCAGCCUGGGAGAUAGGCCUUGCUUGCUGCCUUCUGGAUUCUUGGCCUGCACAGAGCUGGGGCUGAGGGAUGGACUGAUGCUUUUAGCUCAAACGUGGCUUUUAGACACAUUUGUUCAUAGACCCUCUCAAGUGCCCUCUCCGAGCUGGUAGGCAUUCCAGCUCCUCCGUGCUUCCUCAGUUACACAAAGGACCUCAGCUGCUUCUCCCACUUGGCCAAGCAGGGAGGAAGAAGCUUAGGCAGGGCUCUCUUUCCUUCUUGCCUUCAGAUGUUCUCUCCCAGGGGCUGGCUUCAGGAGGGAGCGUAGAAGGCAGGUGAGCAACCAGUUGGCUAGGGGAGCGGGGGGCUCACCAGAGCUGUGGAGAGGGGACCCUAAGACUUCUCGGCCUGGCUCCUACCCACCGCCCUUGCCGAACCAGGAGCUGCUCACUACCUCCUCAGGGAUGGCCGUUGGCCACGUCUUCCUUCUGCCUGAGCUUCCCCCCCACCACAGGCCCUUUCCUCAGGCAAGGUCUGGCCUCAGGUGGGCCGCAGGCGGGAAGAGCAGCCCUUGGCCAGAAGUCAAGCCCAGCCACGUGGAGCCUAGAGUGAGGGCCUGAGGUCUGGCUGCUUGCCCCCAUGCUGGGGCCAACAACUUCUCCAUCCUUUCUGCCUCUCAACAUCACUUGAAUCCUAGGGCCUGGGUUUUCGUGUUUUUGAAACAGAACCAUAAAGCAUAUGUGUUGGCUUGUUGUAAAA
This is a messenger RNA of Gorilla gorilla gorilla (western lowland gorilla), 1922 nucleotides long. RefSeq names its product tafazzin, phospholipid-lysophospholipid transacylase (gene TAFAZZIN). Gene Ontology annotation, molecular function: 1-acylglycerophosphocholine O-acyltransferase activity. The transcript has 11 exons. Bases 322 to 1200 code for a protein of 292 amino acids. Gene Ontology annotation, cellular component: mitochondrial membrane. Lineage: Eukaryota; Metazoa; Chordata; Mammalia; Primates; Hominidae. The record is from RefSeq and is a predicted model, not a curated record. Gene Ontology annotation, biological process: cardiolipin acyl-chain remodeling; inner mitochondrial membrane organization.